CACUUGCACUCUUCAAGCGGGCGUAGUUUGUUUUGGGACUCAAGUCAGCCAGCUAUCACACACCCUUGACCACGCGGUGGCGGUCUUGUUCAAGGAUCCAUUGCCACGUGCUCUCGAAAUCGUUUGUUUCAUCGGAUAAGGCAUGGAUGUCGGUCAGGGGAUAUCGUCCCCGACCACUGGUAUGACAUCACCGCGGUCACUCCAGACACCACCCAACUUGGACAACAUGACAUUGUCGUCCGGCGGAGAGGGAAACCCCCCAUCUAACGGUGGUGUGGUCAGCCCGAAGCAGCAUGUUACAGGACUGUCCCAGAUGGGGUCACCUGGGUCAUCCUUGGGGCGUAGUUCAUCUGUCAGUCCCCCUGGGCCGGCACUUUCUCUCGUCACCACCAAACCAUACCAGGCAACCUCAUCUCAAUCCAACGGAGGUCUUCCUCCAAAUCUUCCACGAUCAUGUGGGCCAAGUAUCAUGCAGCAAGCUCACCAUUCCGUGGGCCAUCCCCAAAUGGGACACCCACCCUUGGGGUACCACCGAUCAUUACAUCCCUCGUCUUCACCACCGGGUAUCGCCGCGGACAUGACGACAAAUGAUUGUCGUCUAAUAGACUAUAGGGGCGCAAAGAUUGCUGCCUUUCUGGUUCAAGGGGACUAUUUGUUGUGCCUACCCCAGGCCUUUGAACUCUUUCUGAAACACCUCGUGGGGGGUCUGCAUACCGUCUACACCAAGCUCAAGCGACUUGACAUCACCCCCAUCGUCUGCAACGUGGAACAGGUGCGGAUUCUCAGGGGUCUAGGAGCAAUCCAGCCGGGAGUUAACCGGUGCAAGCUGCUUUCUUGCAAGGACUUUGAUGCUCUUUACAAAGAUUGUACCACAGCCAGGCGAUGUUUUAGUGCUGGCAGAGAUCUCCCUCAUCAUGACUUGGCAGCCACUUCAUCCAUAUACGGCCCCAUCGACAAUUCGAGACCUGGCAGACCCCCAAAGCGGGUUUCAAUGGUCAGCAUGCCGUCUAGUGUGACGACAAGUGGUCUGGUGAAAAAGUCCCGGAUGGAUGGCGAUUAUCAUGGUUAUGAGAACGGUCACAUAACAGGUGACCGGCUGGACAAACACAUGAUGCCCAACGGCUAUGGUCAUCCAGGCACGACAAGUCAUCUUUCUCCUCUACCCUUCAUGGCUCUCAAUUCCUCCCACCAUAACAGUGUCAUCACAGGAGGCGUUUCCAUGGCGACCACAGCCUCCCACUCAUCCCACCCCACCUCUAGAGGGGAAGUCACGAGGGAACGACAGAUGGGCAGUGAUGUCAUAGCCUCCACAAGAUUACGUGAUGAUAGAGUAGAUGCUUCUGAAGUUAAGGACAGGAUGUAUUAUGAUGUAUCCAGAGCGAAGGAUAAUUAUGUAAAUGGUGGUAGCGGUCAUAGUCCCGUACUCAACCUCUCUCAAAAUAGCAGCCGUGGGGGAGGCGGCGGGGUUGGUGGUGGUGGUGGAGGAGGUCCUGGAGUCCACCUCAACAGUGCAGAGGGCAGUGGCAGCGAAGGGGCCUAUAAUGAUGGCGCAGAUGAUGACUAUAGUGACGAUGAUGAUGAUGACAGAGAUCAAGAUUUCAGUGAUCACCCCGAUGUCAGCAGCACAGCCAACGGCGAGCGAUUGGCUCCUAGUCAAAUGUUUCCAUUCAGUCACCUCACAGUGGACGGCGGAUCCCCGACCGGUCAAGUGGUUUCUUCUAUCGAAACACUCCUCCGGAACAUUCAAGGCCUACUCAAGGUGGCUGCCGACAACGCUAGGCAGCAGGAAAGACAGAUAAACAUUGAGAAAGCUGAGCUCAAAAUGGAAGUUCUUCGAGAAAGAGAAUUGCGAGAGACUCUUGAAAAACAACUGCUUGAAGAACAAAGGACAAGAAUCCUGUACCAAAAGCGCUUAAAAAAGGAGAAGCGAUCCAGGAGGCGAUUCCAAGAGCAAUUGGAAGCUGAAGUGAAGAAAAGAGCCCAAUACGAAGAAGCUCUGAGAACAACAUCGGCUGAUACAAUUCGCCUUCUCAACGACACUCUGUCUCAGGAAUUAGAGAGGGAAAGAAAUUCAAUAGCUGAAAGUGAGAACAAUGGCCAUGAUUGCCAGAUGUCAGCUUAAGGUCUCCAAUCAGAGGAAACCGUGUCAGUAACGUCAUUUCCGAAAGACAAUGUGUAAUAUAAAAAAUGAAUAAAAUGUUUUUAUGUAUAUCUGUUGAAGAAAAAAAGAUUUCAAAUGUAUGAAAAGACAAUACUACAUUUUUCUGUUAUAUCUACUUGUUACGAACUAUGAAUGAUUACGGAAUGCUUAAAGACAUAAAGCAGUGUUCACAUUUUAAACAUUUCACCUUUAACCCUGUGAUGUUGCUUGACAUAUCCCCUUAUCUCAAGAAUCGAAUGAGUUCCAAAUAUGUUUUUCAUGGAAUUGAUGGAAUUUCAUAAAGACUUUUCAGCUUUCUACAUGAUGGAAUUGAUCAAUGAUGAUUAGCAAAACGAUUGUGCUGAAAGGACUGCAUAGUAAUUAUUUAGAAUUCAGCAAUGCAUUUUCUUUCAAGAUAACAGUGUCAUCAUGAUUAUUUAAUUAAUGUUAUAUAUAUUGGUGUGCUUUACAGCAAUAUGAAUAAACUUUUUAUAACAAUAUUAAAUAAACCAUAUCUAUCCUCCUUUUAUUUAUUUGCAACUUUAUUUUAAUUAAUUGAAUUGAUGAAGAAUUCUAAUAAUUUGUCAUUACGUUAUAAAUCAGCAUUUCCAGCUUAAUUAAACAAUUGUAUUUAUGUUGCUGCUUUCUUUCCAGUAAUAGCAAUGUUCAGAGAUUAAGAGCCUUUGAGGUUAAGAAAAUCCUUGAGUUAACUCUAACAAUCUAUUGCACAUUGAUAAGCAUUUUUUAGUGGCAUUGUAUAAAUUCUUUCAAAUUUUCAUUAAAUCGAAGUGUCAAAAACAAGUUGACAACUUUAUAAUAAGAUUGAAAAAGAACUGACAUAAUGAGAAAACUUAAGGUUUAAUUUCUAAAAGAAGAAAUCCGUUUUUGUAUUUGUAAGCAAUCGAUUUUUCUUGUCACAGUUCAUCGAAAUUUUAAAUACAAGCCAUAUAUUUAAAAGAAAUUGUGUAAUUUUAUUGAUUAAAGCAUACCCAUUAUUGUGUAAAAGGCUGGAUGCUUUUGUUUGCUGUUGUCGAUGCUGAAUGAUCAGUUGUGACUUGUUGUAUGAUACGAAGAUAUGAACUUUGUGAACUCUUAAGCGAGAUUUGAAGAAGCAUCGUUUUUUUAAAUGUGCACUCGUUGUAGCUAGAAUUUUUCGAAAACAGUCUUCAGUUUUGUUUAUUGGAAUAAUCUUAGAAAUUAUGCUAUAAUUUCUGAAUAUUCUGUUGAUAUUUAAGUUUUGAAAUGUUACCUGUAUAGUAAAAUUAUUUCGUUUCGAUAUCCAUGAGUACUUUGCUUGCUAAUAUUGAUAACUAAGCCUCAACUUAAACUUAGUAUUGACUGUCAGAAUUACGAGUCAAUAUGGGAGCUAUAAUGUUCAUGUCGAAUUAAAAUCAAUGGAUUUUUUGCAAUAAUUUGAAAUUUUAGUUUACAAAUUUAUGAGAAAAAUAUCUGUUUUAUUACUGAUAGAGGUUAAUAUUGUAAAUUAAUUACGUAAUUUGGUUUUUCUUAAAUAUUCUCUUUAUAUGAAUCGUAUAAAGUAUUCAAUUACAUCGUUUAGAAUCAAUUUUAUUACAUGCUUAGAAAUUACGAAAUUUUUUGAAUUACGAAUUAACUUAUUUUUAAUUUUUUGUUCCAAAUAACAAAUAAUAAAUCAAAUUAUUUAUUAUUUAAAAACAAGUUUUAUUAGAAUGAUUAAAUUAAUAAUUAAUUAACUAAU
Molecule: messenger RNA, 3857 nt
Organism: Argiope bruennichi
Lineage: Eukaryota; Metazoa; Arthropoda; Arachnida; Araneae; Araneidae
Product: dachshund homolog 1-like
Exons: 11
Coding region: 143-2122 (659 amino acids)
Source: RefSeq, a predicted model, not a curated record